Molecule: messenger RNA, 2756 nt
Organism: Phodopus roborovskii (desert hamster)
Lineage: Eukaryota; Metazoa; Chordata; Mammalia; Rodentia; Cricetidae
Product: zinc finger protein 14
Exons: 5
Coding region: 365-1963 (532 amino acids)
Biological process (GO): regulation of transcription by RNA polymerase II
Molecular function (GO): DNA-binding transcription factor activity; RNA polymerase II cis-regulatory region sequence-specific DNA binding
Source: RefSeq, a predicted model, not a curated record
GUGCUGCGCUGUGAGCGCCACUGCGGGGAGCUGUGAGGCGAGCGCGGUCGAGCUCAGCAGCCGCGCCAUGGUCUGUCAGGGAAGUUCAGGAAUGAUGAACUGAGUCAAGAAGACCCUGUUGUAUAGUGGGUGGUACUUUAUGAAAAGUCCAAAGAAGCAGUGUUGCUUUCCUGCCUUCCUUCUCUUCUUGCUGGUGAGUGCAUCUGUCCCACUGCCACCGCUGCCGCCACCACCAUCCUUCACUGACAUUGGAACCCUGCUUCUUGGGGACUGAAGACCAGAAGCUUUCCAGGUGUGUUCUAGGCCUUUGGCACCAGAUUGAAGCACUUGAGGCUUCCUGCCUUGUGCACAGAGCCUCUGCAUCAUGGAGACAGCCAUUGUUGGACUAUCCAGGCCGGAUCAGGAUCUAGUGAGCUUUGAGGAUCUGGCUGUGAACUUCACCCAGGAAGAGUGGGAUUUGCUGGAUUCUUCUCAGAAGAUUCUCUAUGGGGAUGUGAUGCUGGAAACCUUCAGGAACUUCACUGCUAUAGGGUACGAAUGGGAAGACCAGACAAUUGAAGAACAUUAUGAAGAACCUGAAAUAAAUCUAAGGCACAUCGUCUCUCACUCUGAGUGUACGCAGUAUGAACGUGAGGAAUAUGAACAGAAGCCACAGGAUUCUAAUUUUCUUACAAGGGUUGAAGGAUACACAGAAACUCAGACUUCGAGUGGACCUUCUGUAUGUGAGGUAUGUUUAAAGACCUUUGGACUAUAUCACCUGACUUACAAUGGACAUCAUAACUAUGACUACAAGGAAGUUGGAGGAAGCCAGACCGAUGAAAAUGAUUAUGAUGGCAAUCAGUGUGAUAAAACUUCCAGUUCCCUUCAAAAACAAGAAAAAAAUCAUACUGGAAAAAAACUCUAUGUGUGUCAAGAGUGUGGUAAAGCCUUUAGGUAUCCCAGUGCCCUCCAGUUACAUGAAAGAAUUCAUACUGGAGAAAAACCCUAUGAGUGUAAAGACUGUGGGAAGGCAUUUAGAGGUCUCAGCGCCCUUCAUUUGCACGAAAGAAUUCAUACUGGAGAAAAACCCUAUGAAUGUAAACAGUGUGGCAGAGCCUUCACAUAUCUCAGUGCCCUUCAAUUACAUGAAAGAAUUCAUACUGAGGAAAGACCCUGUGAGUGUAAACAAUGUGGUAAAACCUUCAGAUAUAGCAGGGCCCUAAAGUUACAUGAAAGAAUUCAUACUGGAGAAAAGCCCUAUGAAUGUAAACAAUGUGGUAAAUUCUUUAGAAGUCACAGGACUCUUAAGUUACAUAAAAGAAUUCAUACCGGAGAAAAACCCUAUGAGUGUAAAGAAUGCGGGAAAGCUUUUAGAUGGCUUACUUCUCUGAAGUUACAUGAAAAAAUUCAUACAGGAGAAAAACCCUAUGAAUGUCAAGAGUGUGGGAAAGCCUUCAGAUGUCAGGCUUCUUAUCAUAGACAUAAAAUUACUCAUGGUGGAGAAACAUUGUAUGAGUGUAAAGAGUGUGGUAAGUCCUUCAUUUACCCUUCUUUACUUCAAGUACAUGAAAGAACUCACACAGGCGAAAAGCCCUAUCAGUGUAAGCUGUGUGGGAAAGCUUUUAGAUGCCAGUCUUCGCUUCGAUUGCAUGAAAGAACGCACACCGGAGAAAAACCCUAUGAAUGUAAACACUGUGGCAAAGCCUUUUCAAGUUACAAUUAUCUUCGAUUUCAUGAAAGAAGCCACACUGGAGAGAAACCCUAUGAAUGUAAAGAAUGUGGUAAAACCUUCACACAUCGCUCUUACCUUCGAUCACAUGAAAGACGACAUACUGGAGAGAAACCGUAUCAGUGUGUUCAGUGUGGUAGAUCCUUCAGUCGGCAUAGUUCCUUUAAAAGACAUCAGUCUGUUCAUGGCGUGGAAAACCCAUAUGAAUGUCAACAAUAUCUAAUUCCUUUAUCCCCAUUUCCUUCAAAUGAAUGAAACAGAUAUUGGCAACAAACCCUUUGAAUGUAAACGAUGUUACAAAAUGUCCCCAUCCACAUAAAACAGUUGGGAACUCAAGACAGGGAUGAACCUUUUAUAUGUAAACUGUGACAUAGCCUUUCAGGGGUCAGGAUGUCCUUCAGAUCCAUGAAGGAAUUCAUGCUGGGCAAAGUUUAUAUUUGUUACCAAUGUGGUGUCACUUGUCAUACUUCUUUUCAGAGAAGUAAGUUAAUUCAUGCUGGUCAGAUGCCCUAUGAGUGUACAAGAUGUGGUUAAUUUUUCAUUUCUUCCUGUUUGCCUUAAAAUCAUGAAAGAACUCAGUGGUGAAAAAAAUCACAUGAAUAUAAGCAAUGUGGAAAAGACUUCAGGUGUCACAGGUCCUUUCAGUAGCACGAAUGAAAUCUCAUGAUGGAGAGAUUAUGUGAGUGUAAGAUGUGUUAAAACCUUUAGAUAUUGUUGCUUCCUUAGAUUCCAUGAAUGAACUCAUACUGGAAAUAGUUUCCAUGUAACAAUAAAAGCUGUGAGGCCUUCAAGGUUAUAGUUCUUUCAGAAACCUGUGAUGGAUGGUGGGCAGUUCUGUAAGUGUAAGAAGUGUGGGAGCUUAAUGGUUGCUGAGAGAUGGAUUUCCAUUAUAGUGGCUGCCCAUUGAUUUGCCUGGGUUCUGGUAAAUACCCCCAGUUAAACUUGGUGGUUCCUCAAGCCACACUUGGGUACAAUCAUUCUUUGUCCCUGUCUUUGGUAUCCUGUCUGGGACAAAUAAACCAUCAUAAUGUCUUCAAAGUUCACACUA